AAAAGAGACAAGAGUUAUAUACUAUGAAAUUAAUUAGAUUAUUUAAAACAAUGUUCAACUAUUCUAAACAUGUAUAUUUUUAUAUCAUUGUAUUAUUUUUAUCAUUACAUAUUUUAUACUUAUUCAUUACUACUACCAAUAAACAGAUCACCGUUUAUGAAGAAACUAUUCACAAACAGCAACAUGAUGAUUUAUUGAUACCACAAACAUGUUCUAAUAUUUGUCAACUCAUAACUAAACUAUCUAAAAACAAAUUGAAUUAUUUUUUAAAACCCAUUCAAAUGCCUCGUCGAUUAUGGCCUAAUUUCAAUGCAGAUUUACAAACAUUAUACAAUAUUAGUGAGUUUCAUUUACCUGGUGGAUCAUGGAUGUACAAUCCGAAUAUUCACAAUAAUAACAAUAAUCAUAAUAAUAAUCGUAAUGUUGACAAUCAAGAACAACAAUAUACAACAGUUAAUAAAGAAUUCUGUGAAACUAUUCCACAAAAUGGAGUUGCUAUAAUUAUCGCAUUAAAAAAUCAAUUCAAACAACUUUAUAUCACUUUGUCUACACUUAUCCCUAUACUACAAAAACAACAUUUAUGCUAUCGUAUAUUUAUCAUUGAACAAAUUGACCAUUUGGUAGCAAUCAAUAAAGGUAAAUUAAAUAAUAUUGGAUUUAUUGAAGCAUUAAAAUAUUUUCAAUUUAAAUGUGUCAUAUUUCAUGCCGUCGAUUUAGCACCAAUUAACUAUUACAAUUCAUAUCGAUGUGAUGACGCAUUGACUAAACAGAUAGUAAUUCAUUUAAGUCCUGCAAUCAGCAGUAAUCGAUUUAAAUUACCAUAUGAAACAUUUAUUGGUGGAGUUUUAAAAAUUUCUUCACAUCAUUUUAUCACUGUCAAUGGUUAUUCUAAUAAAUAUUGGGGUUUGACGAAUGAAAAUGAUGAUAAUUUUGAAAAACGUCUUAAAACUACUGGGAUUAGAUAUAUACAUGUAAAUCAUAGAAUUGGACGAUAUAUUCAUAUACCACAUACAUCACAAUAUAAUAUACAAUCAAAUAAUUUGGAAAAAUUAUUAGAAAGAUCAAAUAAAUUGAUGAAUUCUGAUGGAUUAAAUACAUUAUCAUAUAAAAUUGUAUCACGAUCAGAUCAACCAUUUUUUACACAUUUUCAAGUGUUAAUUAAACAAAGUCAAUACUUUUACUAAACCAAAAAAAAAACAACAUAUUUUCAAAUGGAGCAAAGAAGAAAAUUUUAUUUUUCCCCUAAUGUAUGUAUAUAUAUGAUGUAAUUUAUCAUUUUUAUAAUACAGA
Molecule: messenger RNA, 1290 nt
Organism: Schistosoma turkestanicum
Lineage: Eukaryota; Metazoa; Platyhelminthes; Trematoda; Strigeidida; Schistosomatidae
Source: the annotation of a GenBank genome assembly